CGGUGGGCAUAUCAAAAGUCGGUAGGAUUACAGGUAAAUGGACAUUUCUGGUCACUCUGAUGCACAUUCACAUCGCUGCGCGCUCGUUGACAGUUGGAGCAAAACAAAGGCUACAAGGCCAGCCAGUGCCAAUGUCUCAGUGCGAAUUAAAAACAUACAAUUUCUGUAGGCAAAUUCCCCUUUUCCCUGCCCGUGCACAGGACGGACGGAUAGACGGUACGGGAGUGUGAAACUAAAUAAAAAAAAAAUCAAAACUCUAUCAACCCCACGAUAGAACACAUCAAAAGAGGAAAGUUCACCGUCCGACAGUAGCCGGAGACGGGAACGUUUCCAUUUCCCGGAAAUUUGUUGCAGCCCCGCAUAUUCGCAUAUGUGUCUGUCAACAACAUCGGGCUGCAUUUCUGUAACACGUAAAACACAUAGCAGGCGAUCUUUGUGGCCGACACCACCGUCCACUGAUCAAUCGAAGCCGUUGGGGGCGCGGAGGUUGAGCAGAGUUGCACCAAUUGCGAUGCCAGUCCCGAUUGAACGCCGAUUGCGACGGUACUGACGGUGAUUUUAGUUUAGAUUUGACGUGUAUAUUGAGCAACCAGAGAAAGGAUUGCUUUCCCCCGGGUGUGUGCGCGUGAUUUUGCCGUGGCGGUGCAUCGUACUAUGCAAAAAUGGACAUCGCAGGGCUGGUGAAGAAGUCGUACGCCGACUAUGGAACUAUGCUGAAAGAUUCUUGGUACACCAUCAACACGGAAGACUUGCACCUGUCGUGGGCCAUCAAGCUGCUGGUGGCCUUGUUUGCCAUCAUCGCCACCGUCUACGUGUGGCGCCGGAAGCAUCUGCGAAAGCUGGAGGAGAAGAUGCAGCUGCAGCACCAGUACGCGUCCCACAUGCGGUUCCGCAAGCGCGACAAGAUGAUGUUUUACGGGCGCCGGAUGCUGCGCAAGGUAAAGUCAAUCUCGGGCCAGGCGUACGGGGGCCAGGGCCGGAAGCGGCGGGCGGUGAUGCGGUUCGCCAAGCGGUUGCUGCUGCGCAAGGACGUGACGCCGACGCAGCUGCUGGUGAUAGAGCCGCCGGCCGAGUACCUGGAGGUCGCGUCCGACGGUAACGAUCGUGUGCCGCCCGACGCCCUCUACAUGCUGCAGUCGAUCCGCAUCUUUGGCCACUUCGAGAAGCCGGUCUUUCUGAAGCUGUGCAAGCACACGGAAAUCAUCAACCUGAUCGCGGGCGAAAGCCUCAUCAAGGUGGGCGACCCGGACGACAGCGUGUUCAUCGUGCAGACCGGGCAGGUGAACGUGUUUCUCAACAAUCCGGACGGCAGCUCGAUCACGCUGAAGGUGGUGCGGCAGGGUGAAUCGGUCACCUCGCUGCUCAGCUUCAUCGACGUGCUGGUGGGCAACGCGAGCACGUACAAAACGGUGACGGCACGGGCGAUGGAAAACUCGCAGGUGAUCCGGCUGCCCAUGUUCGCCUUCCAGCAGGUGUUUGGCGAGUGUCCGGACCUGCUGGUGCGCGUGAUACAGGUCAUCAUGGUGCGGUUACAGCGCGUCACCAUUACCGCACUGCACAACUACCUGGGGCUGAGCACGGAGUACAUCCAGUGCUCAUCGCAGCGCAAAAAGCUACCGAUCGCACCGGCCACGAAGGGCAGCCCGGGGCAUCGGCGCGUGCCCUCCGACCAGGUCCAUCCCGUGCCCCACUCGCUCGUGGGCGAAAUCCGACCGGACAUGCUGGUCGACCUGUCCGAGGGGACGCACAACGUGGGCCGGCGCACGUCCGCCCUGCCGAUCGAACCGAUCGAUCACGCGGUGCUGAAGGCGCACGCGGUCGACGGCUUCAUGCAGGAGCUCGAUCUGCCCGACACGUUCAAGCAGACGAUCGAGGAAAGCAUACUGAUCAAGGAGGUGUCGCCGGGCACCACGCUCGUGCAUCAGGGCGUGCUCGAUGACGUGAUGUUAAUUUUCGUGAUCGCCGGUGGGCUCACGCUUACCCAGUGCCCGCAGAGUGGCCCGAUCGCGCAGGACGCUAGCAAGGCGGGCGGCGAGAAGAUGGACAAUCACACCGUCACCAUCUAUCCGGGCGACGUGGUCGGUGGGCUGGCGGUACUGACCGGCGAGUGCAGCCUGUACACGAUCCGGGCCAAGCACAAUUCGCGCGUCGGGCUGCUCAACAAGGAUGUCAUCUACAGAAUAAUGCGCGAACGGCCGGCCGUAGUGCUCGACAUCGCGAACAGCGUGGUGAAGCGGCUGUCGCCCCUGGUGCGCCAGUGCGACUUUGCGCUCGACUGGAACUUCAUCGAGUCGGGGCGGGCGGUGUACCGGCAGGAGGAAACGAGCGACUCCACCUACAUCGUGCUGAACGGGCGGCUGCGCUCGGUGACGACGCACGCGAACGGCAAGAAGGAGAUCGUGGGCGAGUACGGCAAGGGCGACCUGAUCGGCAUCAUCGAGAUGAUCACGGAAACGCCCCGCACCACCACGGUGAUGGCGGUGCGCGACUCCGAGCUGGCCAAGCUGCCGGAGGGGCUGUUCAACGCGAUCAAGUUCAAGUACCCGAUCGUGGUGACGCAGCUGAUCAGCCUGCUCAGCCACCGCAUCCUCGGCUCGAUGCGGUCGCGCCCGAUCUCGACCAGCUCGUUCACGUCCGUGUCGUUCGACACGAACCAGCAGAUCCAGCACCGCUACUCGACCGUCGCGAUCGUCGCGGUGAGCGACGACGUGCCGCUGUCCCCGUUCACCUACGAGCUGUACCAUUCGCUCAGCACGAUCGGCUCAACCGUGCGCCUGACGUCCGAGAUCGUGCGGAAGGCGCUCGGGGCCGCCAUCAUGGAGCCGCCGAACGAGUACCGGCUGACGAGCUGGCUCGGCCAGCAGGAGGACCGGCACAACAUCACGCUCUACCAGUGCGACAACUCGUUCGGGCUGUGGACGCAGCGCUGCCUGCGCCAGGCGGACGUCAUACUGAUCGUCGGCUUCGGCGACCGGUCGCCGGUGAUGGGCAAGCUGGAGAAGGAGAUCGACCGGCUGGCGAUCCGCACGGCCAAGGAGCUGGUGCUGCUGCACCCGGAGGAGGCCAGCAGCUGCCCGAGCAACACGAUCGGCUGGCUGAACAUGCGGGCGUGGGUGUCGCGCCACCAUCACAUCCAGUGCCCGAAGCGCAUGUUCACCCGCCGCAGUCAGAACAAAAUCGCUGAGCUGUACGAGCGUAUAAUGAAGAACGAACCGUACAUCCAUUGUGAUUUCUCCCGCCUGGCCCGGUGGCUCACCGGCAACUCGGUCGGCCUGGUGCUCGGCGGCGGCGGUGCCCGCGGUGCCGCCCACGUCGGCAUGCUGAAGGCGAUCCAGGAGGCGGGCAUCCCGAUCGACAUGGUGGGCGGUGUGAGCAUCGGCGCGUUCAUGGGUGCGCUCUGGUGCAUGGAGAAGAACAUUACCACCAUGACGCAGAAGGCCCGCGAAUGGUGCACGAAAAUGACCCAAUGGAGCAGGCAGCUGCGCGAUCUGACCUACCCGAUCACGUCCAUGUUUUCCGGGCGCCACUUUAACCAAACGAUUCGCGGCACGUUCGGCGACAUCUGCAUCGAGGACCUGUGGAUCCCGUACUUCACCCUUACCACCGACAUCUCCGCCAGCUGUGCCCGGGUGCACACGCACGGUUCCACGUGGCGUUACGUUCGUUCCUCGAUGUCGCUGAGCGGGUACAUGCCACCGUUGUGCGAUCCAACCGAUGGUCACCUACUGCUGGACGGUGGGUACGUCAAUAACCUCCCAGGCGAUCUGUGGCGUUAUGCACGUGCCAGUAUGUCAGUAGCCGGCAUAUUCCCCCCUAUCUGUGAUACACGCGAUGGCCAUCUGCUGUUAGAUGGUUGCUAUACUAAUAAUGUGCCAGCCGACGUAAUGCGGGCGCAGGGUGCCGCCCAUAUCAUCGCGAUCGACGUCGGCUCGCAGGACGACACCGAUCUGACCGACUACGGGGACGACCUGUCCGGCUGGUGGUUGCUGUACAAGCGCUGGAACCCGUUCACCUCGCCGGUGAAGGUGCCAAACCUGCCGGACAUCCAGUCGCGCCUCGCCUACGUGUCGUGCGUGCGCCAGCUCGAGGAGGUGAAGAAGAGCGACUACUGCGAGUACAUACGGCCACCGAUCGACCAGUACAAGACGCUGGCGUUCGGCAGCUUCGACGAGAUCAAGAACGUCGGGUACGAGCACGGCAAGGCGUACUUCCAAAGCAUGGCGGAGAGCGGGCGGCUGACACGCUUCAACCAGUGGUCGGUGCAUCCGAUCCCGAAGAAGGCAACGCACUCGCUGAAUGAGUACUCGUUCGUCGAUCUGGCGCAGAUCGUGUGCAAGGUGCCGGAAACGUACCCGGAGCGGGGCUACUCGUCCAGCGAGGACGACUACUACGACGGGUACGCGUCGGAACCGUCGAGCAUGCCGCUGAAGAAGGGCUACAACAUGCCGCUGAUGCGGUCGGCCGGUUCGCUCUCGCUCUCCGACAACGAUAUGGACUCGGACGAGCUGGAGAUACCGCGCCCGUUCAAGCCGCUGCCGGGCAACCGGAACCUACAGGCGGUGGCGGCGACAGCGGCCGGCACCGAUGGGAGCUCCGGCGACGGCAAGAAGCCUUUAGAUUAGGGUUAUUUUUUUUUUCUCACUCUCUUUCUCUCCUACUCUCUCGCUUUUGUUUGCGUUCUAUUCGUUCUCCGUGUACGUGUGGCGUAGUUGUAGUAAGCCCGUAGUAGUAGCGUAGUUAGCUGCCACACGGAUGCAAUCGAGUUCCCGUUUUGCGAAUCAGAAGCAUUCAGCUAUUUGUGAAGCGUUUCACCCUGUUUGAUUACGGAGUUUGGUUUUGUUCGGACCAGCCAUAUGGAGAUAGACAUUUUGGUUUGGUUUUAUUUGAAAUUCAAAAAAAAAAAAAACAAUCAUGAAUAGCAAAAACACACACACACCCACAGAGAUCGACAGAGAAUUGUAGCGGAAAUAUCGGGAACAAGGGCAGAGAGGAGCCUGCGCUUUGCUUAUAAUAAACUCGAACGAACGAGUAGAACGACGUGUGUAUAGCCGUAUAGAAAGCAUACAAAGACAGAAAUCGAAUACAAUACAAUCGAAUACACACACACACACACUCACACUCAAAACAUAACGUAGCGGGGAGGGGGAGUAGCCUUUAUUGCAACUGUUGCAAGCACACGAAACACUCAUCCUCAACCAAUGCCCAAAGAUAAUUGUAAUAAAACACCGCCAAAACAACCGCACCCUGGUGCCCCCGUUCCCGCGGGGGCCCGUUCCCGUUCGUUGCAAUAAAUUA
Molecule: messenger RNA, 5295 nt
Organism: Anopheles coluzzii
Lineage: Eukaryota; Metazoa; Arthropoda; Insecta; Diptera; Culicidae
Gene: sws
Product: neuropathy target esterase sws
Exons: 16
Coding region: 663-4622 (1319 amino acids)
Biological process (GO): phosphatidylcholine metabolic process
Cellular component (GO): endoplasmic reticulum
Molecular function (GO): phosphatidylcholine lysophospholipase A1 activity
Source: RefSeq, a predicted model, not a curated record